AUGGGAGAAGCAGAGGUCCUCUGCGAGAGUCGCAGGUGCUCACACCAGGAUCCUCCAGCUCCUCAGGUGACCAGAAAAAGAAAAUACAGUUGUACCAAAAAGGACCACAGCCACGUGCAGCCAAUUUGCUGCAUGAAUUGUGCCUGGUACGUGCCCAAGAACAAGGCCAUUAAGAAGUUCAUCAUUCGGAACAUUGUAGAGGCUGCUGCUGUCAGAGUCUUCAACUCUUAUGUGCUUCCCAAACUAUGUCAGCUGCAUCACUGUGUGAGCUGUGCUAUUCAUAGCAAGGUAGUCAGGAAUCAAUCUCACGAUGCUCAGAAAGACCAAACAUCCCCACAAUUCAGCCUUGCUGGUGCUGCACCCUGA
Messenger RNA from Myodes glareolus (Bank vole), 366 nucleotides. The record is from RefSeq and is a predicted model, not a curated record. NCBI's taxonomy places the organism in Eukaryota, Metazoa, Chordata, Mammalia, Rodentia, Cricetidae.